Orbicella faveolata is the source of this 1726-nucleotide messenger RNA. RefSeq names its product mitochondrial ribosome-associated GTPase 1-like. The record is from RefSeq and is a predicted model, not a curated record. Gene Ontology annotation, biological process: mitochondrial translation. Gene Ontology annotation, molecular function: GTP binding; GTPase activity. Lineage: Eukaryota; Metazoa; Cnidaria; Anthozoa; Scleractinia; Merulinidae. Gene Ontology annotation, cellular component: mitochondrion.
AUUCGCGCAACUCAAAUCAAAGAUGGCGGUCAGUCCGUAUGUAAGUCGUGCAGAGUUGUGGCUUGCAAAUGCAAGUUUUCGACCGUCUUUCCGACUUCCAGAUGAAUUUCACCCAAGCAUCUUUUUAAAAUGGUUUCCGGGAAGUAUGGCAAAAGGAUUCCGCAAGAUGCAACUGCGGAUACGAAAAUGCGACUGUGUGAUAGAAGUUCACGAUGCAAGAAUUCCCUUCACUGGAAGAAAUCCUAAGUUUCAGAAUAAUCUAUCAAGCAGACCACAUGUCCUAGUGCUUAACAAGAUGGAUCUCAUAGGGAUAGCAAAGCAACAGGAGAUCGUAAGACAUUUAGAGGAUGAAGGAACAAGAACCUUGUUCACUGAUAGUAAAUCACAGUAUCAUCAUAGCAUAAAAAAGGUCAUUCCUGCUGCAUUAGAAGCUAUAAAGGAUGCAGAAUAUGAGGGAACUUAUAUUAGACCAGAACCAGAUAAGCCCUACAAUAUUUUGAUCUGUGGUUUACCAAAUACUGGAAAAUCUUCUUUAAUCAAUGCACUACGAAGGAAAUAUAUGAGAAAAGGCAUAGCAACAAGAGUUGGAGCAGUGCCAGGAAUUACUAGAUCUGUUCAAGAGAAAAUUAAGGUUUGUGAUGAGCCAGUGACGUACAUGUAUGAUACUCCAGGGGUUGUAUCUCCUUAUGUACCAACUCCAGAAGUAGGAAUGAACCUGGCUUUAAUAGGUUGUUUUAAAGACCAUAUUGUUGGUGAAGACCUGAUCGCUGAUUAUCUUCUGUAUAUUUUGAACAAGACAAAAAAUUUUGAAUAUGUGGACAUGUUUGGCCUCGCAAACCCUAGUGAUAAUAUCAACUUUGUCAUGAGACAGCUAGCAAACGAACUCAAUGCUACAAUCUCAGGUGGAACACCAGAUUACCACAGAGCCUAUGUUCAUUUCAUUACAAGAUUCAGAAAAGGAAUGCUUGGCUGUGUGUUGCUGGAUCGUGAUCAACUAAAAGAGAAGCAACAUUUUUUGCCUGCAAGUGGUCAUUCAAGACAAGACUACUUGUAGGCAAGAAGGACAACUGUUGUGCAUAAUUUGCCUCAUGGAAGUAUCCAUGUACAUGACAUUUGUAAUACUACAUAUGUAGUAUAUUGUGUGGUAUUGCAUCUGAUAGUCUCCCAGAGUUGCAUUCUUUUGGGUGAUCAAGAUCAGGAUCAAUGAUCCAAGAUCUCUCAAAUGAUGUUGCUCAAAGGAACCAAUGAAUCUUUAUUCAGAGUUGAUUCAUUGGUUAUUUGGUUAGAGGGGAAGUAGCACUACAUUAUAACCCAAGCGAUGGCUGCAUGGGAGUUUGGUUUCUGGUAGGUUUGUAUGGACGCUUCAAUUGGCAGUGAUGUUUUAUCACCCUCUUCCUCUUUAAAUUCCUGAGCUUCUAACAGAGCAUAAGCCAGGAACCGUCGCUUUCCAGCAGGUCCUGUUUUGCGCAACUUUCUUUGCGGCAGCCCAAGUUGUUCCCUGUUCUUUUAGUUCCGCCUUACAAGCUGGCCUCCAUGACUGGCUUGGUCUCCCCCUGCCCCCUUCGUUUUCGCUGCGGACUCCGCUCCAAUGCUGCUUUCACUAUACAUCACCCUCUUUGUUUAACCGUAAGUAAUUCUUGUCAAAAUGAACAUAAAUGUGUAAAAAAGAAAAUUGAAAAAAUUAUAUAUUUGUAGAAAUUUAUUUAUUAAAUAGGAUUUUCAUGAA